UGUAAAAGGAAAUGUAGACAUCUUAUUAAAUUAAACUUGAAUUCAAUUUUUAUUCUACUAAAUUGGAUUUAAAGAUAUAUAAGAAAAAAAUACAAAUGUCACAAGGAAAUAUAUGUUUGUUCAUUUCAGGAUCCUCUGAGGAUGUAGUGAAACCAUUUGAAGAUGUAAUGCUGGUUUUGGAAGGAGAUACUGUGACUCUCUCCUGCAACUAUUCAGGCUCUGUCACCAACGUCUACUGGUAUCAACAGAAGUCUAGUUCAUCUCCACAGCUUCUCAUCGCAGAUUAUUCAGAGAAAACAGCAAGGUUGUCUGUUACACAUGACACAAAAACAAAAGAGGUUCAUCUGCAGAUCUCAUCUGCUGCAGUGACAGACUCUGCUGUGUACUACUGUGCUGUGAGGCCCACAGUGACAGGAAACACCAAGACUCUGUACAAAAACCUUUGGAGCAAAGACAACAGAAUACUCCACAACGUCCACGAGAGGGAGUCACACACUGUUAACCUUCAGUGGUUUGUGAUGAUACAGUCUAGAUUUGUGGGAAUGAUGAUUCAACAGAAGAAUGUUUGUUGUAUAAAAUAACAGAAACUCUUAAAGAUAAUGAGGUGUUGGGGAAUGUUAACUUUGUAGAUGACGUAUGGUUCAUAUAACUGAGAGGUGCCCACCAACGUUGUUUUCUCUCUUCACUGCAGUUUUAUCCUUAAAGCUGAAACUGGUUCACACGACAGUUUGAUCCAGAGGACACAUUACAAGAUAUAUAAGACCACUAAUUACUUUUAUUGAUGCAUAAUGUGUUUCUCUGUAUGUUGACUUUUCCCAGUCAUUGUCUAAUUUCAAUAUAUGAUAAUUUUACUGAUAUCGAACCAUUUAACCUCCAAAAGGAACAAUGACAUUCCCAAUGUAGACAACAAUGAUGACGUACAUUUCAAUUCCAGUUUGAUCCAUUUCCCAGAAGCACAAGUCUGCUGAUUGCACAACUAACUUCAAUAGCUUUAACGUUGGUGGUUUGAAAACAGCAAAAGGUGAUUCUCUGGACCCGCCCACUGACAUUUAACUCUAAUUUAACCAAUGAGGUUAUUUCUCCAGCGCAGAUUUAUUUGGAGGAAAAAAAAGCACAAUCAGAUUGAUGUUGAGGAGAAGGGAGGCCGUUUAGUGUUUUCAUUCUACUGCAGUGGAAGAACAUUGCUCAUCUGCUGUCUGUCUGGCUUUAACAACUCCAAAGACAUGUUGCUUUACCUCUUUUUACUUUUCUCUCACUUUACAGCCCUGGGUUCCAUGAACAGCAUAAAGCCAGAAAGUCCUGAAGAACAUGUUGCAGACGGAGGAAACAUCAACCUGAACUGUAAAUAUGAGGGUGCUAUCUACAAUAUCCAGUGGUACCGACAAUACCAGAGAUCCAGACCAGAGUUCCUGCUCUCUAUCACAGAGGGAGGAUCGAUUCAUCCAAGUGAUUCUGAUUUCUCAGCUCACAUUAACAAAACAGAGAAACGUGUCGAUCUGCAAAUCAUCUCAGCUGCAGUGGCAGACUCUGCUCUGUACUACUGUGCUGUGACGCCCACAGUGACAGGAAACACCAAGACUCUGUACAAAAACCUUUGGAGCAAAGACAACAGAAUACUCCACAACAUCCACUAUGACCCAGUGAAACAUGAUUUAUACGAUGGUGACGGCAGCAUCAGUGUCAUUUCCAGAGUGGAAGGUAGAGGAAGUGUAACUGAGAGAAGUGAAAAUACAGAGCUACGAGGAGACGGAGAGAUUCAGGGAGGAGCUGAGCUGUUACUGAACUAUAGAAGAGAGAGGAACUUCCAUAUUCAGCAGAGUUCAAAAUACAAACCACAAACAUUACCUUUAUUCAACAUGCUGUCACUGGACUAUUAUGGACUUUCUCUACUGUUACUAUCCAUUCUAACAGGUGUCAGCUGUGAAGAACUCACUCCAGUCAAGAAUGAAGAGUUCAGUUUAGAAGGCAGCACUGUUACUCUGUCCUGCAAAUACGGCAAAGGUGCUGCCGAUUAUUUCUUCUGGUAUCGACAACAUCCAGGAAAAGCACAACAGUUCCUCAUUUCUCAUCUGGAAUCAGGAGAAAUAUUAGCAAAUCCAGUCUCUGGACUGUCUGUUAAAGUGAGUGAGGAUAAAACCCGAAUGGAUCUGCAGAUCUCCUCUGCUGCAGUGACAGACUCUGCUCUGUACUACUGUGCUGUGAGGCCCACAGUGACAGGAAACCCGCAGUCUCUGUACAAAAACCUGACAGCUCCUCACUGAAGAUUUACACACUUCAGCUCCUCAUUUUAUUGAACAACAGCACCACCAAGUGGACUUGAGCAGCUUUAACAGUCUUCUAUCAUGCGAUUUUAAAUGCUUUUGCAGAUUCUACAACUUUGGACAUAUUUUCAGGUAGACUUCUAAGAUGUUAAAUAAAUAGUUUUUCAUUUGAAAACUUCUUCUACCCUGUCCGUCCAGUGGUUCCAGAACAUUAUUAUAUUGGUUUACUUGUACUGCGUGAUAUGUGAUUUACAUAAUUGUGAAGUUAAACACAGAUGGUGAUGUAACAGCAUUAUAUUAUUGGCCAAUGCUGGUCAAUCACCCAGCCACCUCACCAAUUUUCCACUGGUUCUCCUGAAACUAUAACUUAACUUCUUGCUAAUGGACACUGUAUCCGUCCAGGGGACCAGAAACGUGCAAGAAUGAAGAGAAAUAAUCUUCUAUCACAGUAUAUGUAUCAAUAUAUAUUGUGAUAUAGUAAAUUCUCUGAAAAAAAUCAAUUGAGAAUUUGUUCAAGGAUAAAAAAAAAAAAAAACCCUGACAGGAAUGCCUGUUUUUGGCUAUUCCAGUAAAUUAAAUACCUGACAGAUCAAAGCACUUUAUCACUAGGGAUGGGAAUUGAUAAGAUUUUACGAUUUUAAGAUAAGUGCCAUUAUUGAUUCUCUUAUCGAUUCCUGAUCAAUUUUCUGUGUGGAAAAAUAGAACCAACACAGGUUUUUUCAGCUUCAACACAACUGUUUUAUUUUCUCUGAGUCUGAACACAGUGUACAAAGAGAAAAUGUGUUUCCCCAAUUUUUUUUUGCGAGUCACCAUUAUUAGCUUAAGCCUAUGGCAUUUACUGGAUAAAUUAGCCUAGUAGCUAGCAAACAUUUCCUCUACUCAUAGCUUAAACUACAUUUAUACUUUCUCUCACUCACCGUUGGUUUAAGUCACUGCAUCUGACCACAGCUGAAUUUUAACUUAAUGUAAGGUUAACGAGUUGUCAUAAACUCCAGUAACUUAAAGAUCACCUGUCUCUGCUCUGCUGCACUCAGCCCCACCCUCAGUGAAACGAGAGGAGAGAAGAGAAACUAGCGUGACCGGCAUGCCGGCAUCAAUAAAAGGAAUUUAUAAGCUGGGAGGCAUACGCUUCCGAUGGAUCUGACAAUUUGGAACCGGUUCUCAACUCGAUUCCCAUCCCUAAUCAUGACAUGCUGCACAAAUAAUAUACAAAAUAUUAUAUUGCCACAAAACAGUCCUGCUCAUUGAUUUGCAACAUUGCCCACAACAGUCAAAUAAUACACCAGGAAACCAAAUGGAUAAACACAGUACAAACAGUAUAGCAAAUUCUCAAACUUAUAACUCAUGAUAUAUUCUCUACUGCCCACCCAUAUAAAUAAACACAUUUUUACAACGUCCAGUUCCUGCAUUAUUUUACGACACAUUGUUUCACUGGGGACGACAACCUAAAACUUUUGCAGCAAUCGCAAGGAUAUCAGGCUGAACAUGAGGGAAAUAUGAAAAGAAUAAGGAACAAUACAUCUAGAAUAUUUACAUUUGAUGGCAAACACAGAAAUGAUUUGAUCAAAGAAUAAACAUUACAAUAUGACCAGAUAUUCAGUGCCUGCAAUACCCAUCUGCUUAGUUUUGCAUCUCUGACAGAAUUAUAAAUAUACUCAACAUUCACUUUAUCACCCAGCCUAGGUGUUAGUACAAAGACAGAUGUUGUGAAUAAAAGCAGAAGUAGCUAUCUGUGUAUAGUUAA
This is a messenger RNA of Siniperca chuatsi (mandarin fish), 4005 nucleotides long. RefSeq lists its product as uncharacterized. Bases 1068 to 2261 code for a protein of 397 amino acids. The transcript is spliced from 5 exons. Lineage: Eukaryota; Metazoa; Chordata; Actinopteri; Centrarchiformes; Sinipercidae. The record is from RefSeq and is a predicted model, not a curated record.